GCGAGACUGAAGGGAAGGAGGAGGUACAACUGUGGAAGACUGAAGGGGAGGAGCCAAUACACCUGUGUAAGACUGAAGGGGAGGAGCCGGAAUACCUGUGCAAGAUUGAAGGGGAGGAGCCGGUACACCUGUACAAGACUGAAGGGGAGGAGCCGGUACACCUGUACAAGACUGAAGGAGAAGAAGCGGUACACAUGUGCAAGACUGAAGGGGAGGAGCCGGUACACCUGUGAAAGACUGAAGGGGAGGAGCCGGUACACCUGUGCAAGACUGAAGGGGAGGAGCCGGUACACGUGUGCAAGACUGAAGGGGAGGAGCCGGUAAACCUGUGCAAGACUGAAGGGGAGGAGCCGGUACACCUGUGCAAGACUGAAG
Staurois parvus is the source of this 375-nucleotide messenger RNA. The record is from the annotation of a GenBank genome assembly. NCBI's taxonomy places the organism in Eukaryota, Metazoa, Chordata, Amphibia, Anura, Ranidae.